UGUUCGCGAGCCCGCGCGGCCCGCCAGUUCACAGUCCGCGCGCAACAGCAGAGCGGCGCGAGAGGAAAGGGUGGCGGGGGCGGCAAGGGACGGAGGGGAGGACGGCAGCGCCAGCGGCGGCGGCGGGAUCUAAGGGCGGCCCGCCCCCUGCAACACGAAUUCCGAAAAUCUGAAGAGCUGGAAUGGUGUAGCAAUGAGUCUGCCGUCGGCUGAAGCCCUGCACGCCGCCAUGCUGGUCCCGGGCAGACGGCUGUGCUGCCCGGGGGGGGAACAGGGAGGACGGGGAGGGAGGCGCGAGUGGGAGGGGUCGGAGAGGGAGGGGGAGGCCGAGGGGAAGGAGGGACGCUCAGACGCCGCAGACUUCGACGAUGAGCAGCCGGCGGGCGCAGCAGCCAGGCGCGGACUCCACAUGUACAAACACGGUGGCAUCGCACUGGGCCGAUGCUCGUCUACAGCAUGGACCCGUCAGUGCCCUGCCGACGUAAACGGCUGAGCUUGCUGCCCUUUGUCCAACCCGUCGCCCUGUUGGCUGGUCGGCCCCUCCGCCACCCCUGGCACAUUA
This is a messenger RNA of Prorocentrum cordatum, 562 nucleotides long. NCBI's taxonomy places the organism in Eukaryota, Dinophyceae, Prorocentrales, Prorocentraceae. The record is from the annotation of a GenBank genome assembly.